Messenger RNA from Manis javanica (Malayan pangolin), 2357 nucleotides. Its product is annotated as tyrosine-protein phosphatase non-receptor type 11-like. Gene Ontology annotation, biological process: protein dephosphorylation; positive regulation of ERK1 and ERK2 cascade. Gene Ontology annotation, cellular component: cytoplasm. Gene Ontology annotation, molecular function: receptor tyrosine kinase binding; cell adhesion molecule binding; non-membrane spanning protein tyrosine phosphatase activity. The record is from RefSeq and is a predicted model, not a curated record. NCBI's taxonomy places the organism in Eukaryota, Metazoa, Chordata, Mammalia, Pholidota, Manidae.
GUUCCGCGGCGCCUUUAAGGAAGCCGGGGGCGAGGCUCGGGGCGGGGCCUCUACCGACCGGCCCGAGGGCGCGUCCGCCCGGACCGCGGACCGCGAGGUGCGGAGCAGACAUGGCCUCGCGCAGGUGGUUUCACCCCAACAUCGGUGGGUUUGAGGCAGAGAAGCUGCUCCUGUCCAGGGGCCAGCACGGAAGCUUCUUGGCAAGACCCAGCAAGAGCUGUCCCGGGGGCUUCACACUGUCCGUCAGGCGCCACGACGAGGUCACCCACAUCAAGAUCCAGAACUCGGGCGACUACUACGACCUGUAUGGCGGGGAGAAGUUCGCAACCCUGGCGGAGCUGGUGCAGCACUACACAGGCCAGCACGGGGGUCUGCUCCGGGAGCGCAGCGGGGCGCCUGUGGAGCUCCGGCACCCCCUGGGUUGCCAGGACCCCACGUCAGAGCGCUGGUACCACGGGCACCUGUCUGGCAAGGAGGCUGAGAAGCUGCUAAUGGAGAAGGGGCGUGUGGGCAGCUUCCUGGUACGAGAGAGUCAGAGCAAACCUGGGGACUUUGUGCUGUCUGUGCUCACACAGCAGCCAGACAAGGUGGACUGCCAGCCCCGGGUCACCCACAUCAUGAUCCACUUCCAGCCAGAUGGGAAGUAUGACGUGGGAGGUGGGGAACAGUUCGACACCCUCAAAGACCUGGUCGAGUGCUACAGGAAGAACCCCAUGGUGGAGAAGUCGGGGGCUGUGGUGCACCUCAAGCAGCCCCUCAAGGCCACGAGGAUCAAUGCCACAAGCAUGGAGAGCCGCGUGCAGGAGCUCAGCAAGGCCACGGAAACCGGCGACAAGGCCAAGCAGGGCUUCUGGGAGGAGUUUGAGAUGCUGCAGCAGCAGGAAUGCCGGCUCCUGUAUCCCCGGAAGGAGGGCCAGCGGCUGGAGAACAAGCCCAAGAAUCGCUACAAGAACAUCCUUCCUUUCGAUGCCACCCGCGUCAGCCUGCGUGACGUGGACAACAGCGUGCCUGGAGCUGACUACAUCAAUGCCAACUACAUCAAGAGUGACCCAGAAGAGAAGCCAGGUCAGGGACUGGGCAAGGUGUACAUUGCCACCCAGGGCUGCCUGCAGACUACAGUGGCUGCCUUCUGGGCCAUGGUGUACCAGGAGAACACGCGGGUCAUUGUCAUGACCACCCGGGAGGUGGAGCGAGGCCGGAACAAAUGCUUCCGAUACUGGCCAGACCCACAUGGCAGCCAAGAACAUGGCUGUGUGCGUGUGUGCAACUUGGCUGAAAACCAGGCCCAUGGCUACUGUGUGAGGGAGCUGCAGGUGUGGCGGUCAGACCAGGAGGGGCCGCCGCGCACCGUGAAGCACUACCAGUACUUCAGCUGGCCCGACCAUGGGGUCCCCGCCGAGCCCGCCGGCGUCCUAGACUUCCUGGACGACGUGAACCAGGCCCAGAGCAGCACGCCCGGGGCCGGGCCCAUGGUGGUGCACUGCAGCGCCGGCAUCGGACGCACUGGCACUAUCAUCGUGAUUGACAUCCUGGUGGGGCUCCUCCGCAGGCACGGGCUGGACUGCGACAUCGACGUCCCCAGGACGAUUGAGCUGGUGCGGCGGCAGCGCUCGGGGAUGGUGCAGACCGAGGCGCAGUACAAGUUUGUGUACCUGGCGCUGCAGCGGUACAUCCAGGGCGAGCAGCUGCGCCUGCGCGAGCAGCGCGAGCCCCGGGACGAGAGCCGCUAUCUGAACGUGGGCGCCGCGAUCGCCGAGCGCCGCCGCUGCCCUGGAGCCGCUCCGAGCCGGGCGCCAGCGGCGACCCCCGAGGCCUCGGGCGGCGUGUACGAGAACCUGCCGGCCCCCGGGCGCUGAGUGCCGACCGCCCCGGCCGCGCCGGAGGCCCCGGGCCGGCCUUCGCGUUUCUCAAAGGCUGCUCAGGACAGUGCGGACCGGAGCUUGUCGGGGCGCCGGGGAAGGGGUCCCGCAGGGCCCCCACCCCCCACCGUCCCGGAGCAGGCCUGGACGCCUCGAAGUGGGGUGGAGCCGCCUUGGCGCUCCCAGGGAGGGGGAGGCGGGCUGCAGGGCUGGGGCUUCUCAGUGUGGGGGGCCACAGCCACGUGCUGCCCACCGUGUGCCACGCGUUUGAAGGCCCGUCUGUGUGCAAGUGUCCGUCUGUGCUUUGCCCUGCCUCGCCAGCAGUGUUUGUGCCCGGCUCCCCUGCAGACUGCGCCACCCGCUUCAGAGCUGCUUCAGCCCUGCCCACAGCACCGGCCUGGGUCGCGGCCCUGGCUGCGCUGGGCCCCUGCUGUGUCCGGGCCUGGCCAGGCCCUCGCCUUGCAGCUGCGUGAGGACAAUGCUUGCGGGAUGAGAGAA